Homo sapiens (human) is the source of this 3323-nucleotide messenger RNA. It is a transcript of the gene ACMSD, whose product is annotated as aminocarboxymuconate semialdehyde decarboxylase. Gene Ontology annotation, biological process: L-tryptophan catabolic process. Lineage: Eukaryota; Metazoa; Chordata; Mammalia; Primates; Hominidae. Bases 2313 to 3149 code for a protein of 278 amino acids. The record is from RefSeq and is a predicted model, not a curated record. Gene Ontology annotation, molecular function: hydrolase activity; aminocarboxymuconate-semialdehyde decarboxylase activity; carboxy-lyase activity. The transcript is spliced from 10 exons.
AUGAGAUGCUUGAGACUCAGAAAUGAACCUAGAAUCCCAGAGCUAUGAGAGGCCACCGUGGUCCCUCAAGAGCCUCCCCACCACCACACCCAUCUUGAGAAAACUGGCCCAAGAGAGUACUGCUGCUGGAAUAACCUUGACCUUCUUGCACAAUGAAGAGACAGAAAAGCAGAAUCAACACGCCUGAAGUGAUGUUUAAUUAAUGAUGAUAAUGGACGGGGAUUUGAGAAAUCUUUUCAUUUUCGCUUGCUAAUAAUAAUUUUAGUCAGAGUUACAAGUAGGGUUCUUGAAAAAAAAACAUAUCUGACGUAUAAAGACAAUGGAUUCAGGGAUACUUGAUCAAAUUGUUUCUGAUGAAUGAGGACCCACACUCUCUGCUGUCACAAACAGGAGGUGGGGCCCAAGAAACAGUGGUGAAAGAUGUUUCAGGUUGAUCUGCAAUGGAUUAUUCACAGCAACAAUGAGGAUGAUACAGUUUCAGCUUUUUCCUCCAGCAAGGCCUUACUGACAACCUACUGUCUGCCCAAUAGUAGGGCUUGCAAAGAUUCUUCUAAUUAUAAAUGGAGCAAAAAAUUCUGACCUUCAAUUUGAAAAUCAUAUACUUACACCUUCUUUUGUUAGCAAUUGCACUUCAUCGAUAUAAGGCUUUAGAAGACAAAAUCCUAGACAUCAUUUGAUUUUUAGAAAAUCCUUCUGAGGAGAUAAAUAUCUGGUUUCAUCACCCAGGAGGCUCAUUAUUCACCUCAUGGAGGUGUGAUGUCUUCAAGACAUUAACAAUGUCAUUCAGUUCAUCCACUUUGAUUCAUACAUGCCCAUUUCAGAAACAUAUCUCUUGUAUAUAAAACUGAAUUUCCUUGAAUGUUUUCAAUUGUUUAUUUGGCAUGCUCAUAAAUGCUGUGAGACACUGGUUAUUGUCAGUCAAACACUUUCAGAUUGUAGAUGCUUCCCGGCAUAUGCUCAGACCAAAACCACUCCCAGGGUCAUAAAUUUUAGACUCCAGGCUCGGCUCAACCUAGGAUGAGAACUGCGGGGCUACAUCAAGCACAGACCUGGAGAAGAAUAAAGUUGCCCUAAAUAAGUUGAGUCUUUGCAAGGGGCCUGUGAGGUAAAUUGGCACUUUAUACUUUCCAGGAAAGGGAGGGAGGGACACAGAGGGACAAAAGGCUCUUUUCUUCAUGGCUCUCCUUAGUUCUGACCCCAGGGUAUUCUAUUUGGGGUUGGAAUAAGACUGUCGCCACAACUGCCACCCCUACCACCAUCCCCACUGCUACUAUCACCAUGGCUGUCACUGCUAGCACCAUCACCAUCAGCCAUCACGGGUACCACCAUUGCCACCAUACUCACUACUUCAGCCACACCACUACCACCACCUCACUCCCUCCACCAUGGCAAUUAGUGCCCCCAUCAUCACCACCGUCACCAUCAGCAUCAUUGUUAGCAUGAAUGAAGCCUUGUCCACUGGCCAGGCCUGGUGUCAGCAGCUUUAUAUGCACUAUCUCAGCUAAUUCCCCUGAAAACUUAUGUCCCCACCACUCCUCUUAGCCUCAUUUCAUUAACACACAUAAGGAUACAGUGACUUGGAGACAUUUCACACCAACAAAGUCAAGUGCCUUGUAAGUGACUUGUCGCAUGUGGGAGGAUCCCUCUGCUCUGCCUUUCCUACCUCCCUAUCCUUCCCCAGAUGGAAUACUUCUCUACCUGCUAACAUAUGGGUUACAGUUCCUUACAGAAUUACAAGAAAGUAACAAAGAAAGAGAGUGAGGAAGAAGCGGGAGAAAGCAGGCAGUAGAGAAAGAGGGAAAUAAAACCUUUUCUUCUACAUUAAGGAUAAAAAUUCAAUGGCAAAUUUCUAAUUUAAGAGCACAUAGUCUUAAGUUCACUCUAAAGUGUAACUGAUUAAGGUCAUAUUCCAUUCCUCCCCCAACACACCUCUCUUGGCAGCUUUUUCCAGGGGAAAAGAAGGAAAAAGUACCAGGGCAUUGAAUGCAUGAAGGGUGAGAGCAGGGGUUGAGGGCACAAGCAAAGGAGAGGCUGGAUGCAGAGAGGAGAAACUGAGCUCCCUUGCCUGCCCAGCCUGCAAAACCGGUUCUGCUGAUGUCACUGGGGAAGAAACAGAAGAUAGAUUUCUAAAGAAGCAGACCCUGAGACAAGGAUUCAGAUGCAAGUAGUUUGCUUUGGAGGUGAUCCCAGGAAACACCAGUAGAGUGAGGAAGUGAGACAGGGAAAACAGGGCAGCCAGUGAAAGAGGUUUGGCUACGGAGGCUGGGUGCAGCUCCAACACCACAGCAAGGGAGAAGCAAAGUUGUUGAAAGAUGGGAAAGUCUUCAGAGUGGUGCGAGAGAAUUGCUGGGAUCCAGAAGUUCGUAUUAGAGAAAUGGACCAAAAAGGCCAAACCUGAGGACACUUUAAACCUGUGCCAGCUUUUAAACAACGACCUUGCCAGCACCGUUGUGAGCUACCCCAGGAGGUUCGUGGGUCUGGGGACGUUGCCCAUGCAGGCCCCUGAGCUGGCGGUCAAGGAGAUGGAGCGCUGUGUGAAAGAGCUGGGCUUUCCCGGGGUCCAAAUUGGCACCCACGUCAACGAGUGGGACCUGAACGCGCAGGAGCUCUUUCCUGUCUAUGCGGCAGCCGAAAGGCUGAAGUGUUCCCUGUUCGUGCAUCCCUGGGACAUGCAGAUGGAUGGACGAAUGGCCAAAUACUGGCUCCCUUGGCUUGUAGGAAUGCCAGCAGAGACCACCAUAGCCAUUUGCUCCAUGAUCAUGGGUGGAGUAUUUGAGAAGUUUCCCAAACUGAAAGUGUGUUUCGCACAUGGUGGUGGUGCCUUCCCCUUCACAGUGGGAAGAAUCUCCCAUGGAUUCAGCAUGCGCCCAGAUCUGUGUGCCCAGGACAACCCCAUGAACCCGAAGAAAUACCUUGGUUCCUUUUACACAGAUGCUUUGGUUCAUGAUCCUCUGUCCCUCAAGCUGUUAACAGAUGUCAUAGGAAAGGAUAAAGUCAUUUUGGGAACCGAUUACCCCUUUCCACUAGGUGAGCUGGAACCUGGGAAACUAAUAGAGUCCAUGGAAGAAUUUGAUGAAGAAACAAAGAAUAAACUCAAAGCCGGCAAUGCCCUGGCAUUUUUGGGUCUUGAGAGAAAACAAUUUGAAUGACUGAAUUUACUACAAAGGCAAACUUUCAAAAGGAUAUCUCAUUUUUGUUUCUAAAUAUGUAUCAACAGGUAUCAACAAAAUCCUAUUUUGAACUAUUUUACUCAGAAAUGAAUGUCCCAAAUAUCCUAAAUUAUUCAUAAUAAAAAUGAUUUGUAAGUGUUUUCAUUCUGAAAA